This is a messenger RNA of Galeopterus variegatus (Sunda flying lemur), 3348 nucleotides long. It is a transcript of the gene ZFAND3, whose product is annotated as zinc finger, AN1-type domain 3. The transcript has 6 exons. The record is from RefSeq and is a predicted model, not a curated record. The coding region runs from base 421 to 1104 and encodes 227 amino acids. Lineage: Eukaryota; Metazoa; Chordata; Mammalia; Dermoptera; Cynocephalidae. Gene Ontology annotation, molecular function: DNA binding; zinc ion binding.
GCGGCCGCUGCGACUCCAGAGCCGGCGGGGGCCUCAGGUCCUUCCCCGCCCCGCCGCACGGGACAUCGCUCUGGCUGGAAAGCGGCGGUGGGAGCUGCCGAAGGCCUCGGGUCUUCCUCCUCCCCCGCGGUCCUCUGUUCACCCGCACGCCCCUCCUCCUCAGCUCCCCCUCCCUGUCCUCUCUGCGCCUCUCCUGGCCCCCCCGUCUCUGCAGGACGAGUGGUGCGGCCCGCCUCCAGCUGACCGGCCUGGAAUCCCGGCUCGAAGCCCCGGAAUCGCGCCCGCCCGCGCGCCCGCUCCCUCCACCUCCCCCCGCCCCGAGCCCCCCGACGACGCCGCCGCCUCCUACCAGCGGGGCCCAGGCCCAGCCACCGCCACCACCACCGUCACCACCGCCGAGCUCCGCCGCCGCCGAGCACCAUGGGAGACGCCGGGAGCGAGCGCAGCAAAGCGCCCAGCCUGCCGCCUCGCUGUCCCUGCGGCUUCUGGGGGUCCAGCAAGACUAUGAAUCUCUGUUCCAAAUGCUUUGCUGAUUUUCAAAAGAAACAACCAGAUGAUGAUUCUGCUCCAAGUACAAGCAACAGCCAAUCAGAUUUGUUUUCCGAAGAGACCACCAGUGACAACAACAAUACCUCGAUAACCACGCCAAUUCUUAGUCCUAGUCAGCAGCCGCUUCCGACAGAACUGAAUGUAACUUCACCGAGUAAAGAGGAGUGUGGGCCAUGCACAGACACAGCUCAUGUCUCGUUAAUCACACCAACCAAAAGAUCCUGUGCUACAGAUUCACAGUCUGAAAAUGAAGCUUCGCCAGUGAAGCGACCACGACUACUGGAGAAUACUGAACGGUCUGAGGAAACCAGCCGAUCUAAACAGAAGAGUCGACGUCGGUGCUUCCAGUGCCAAACCAAACUGGAGCUGGUGCAGCAAGAAUUGGGAUCAUGUCGCUGUGGUUACGUGUUCUGUAUGUUACAUCGCCUCCCUGAGCAGCAUGACUGUACAUUUGACCACAUGGGCCGCGGCCGAGAGGAAGCCAUCAUGAAAAUGGUGAAACUGGACCGGAAAGUGGGGCGCUCCUGCCAGCGCAUCGGGGAGGGGUGCUCCUGAAGGCCAGGCACGGCCACCACGUGACGCUGUUCUUAGUUCACUAAUGUUAGCCUUAUUUAGGACAAAGUCAGCCAGACACCUUGUACUGGGCACGCGUCAGACUACAGCCAGCCCAUUUCCUUUCUUUAGCCAGCCAUCCUGGUACUGUAGUUUAGGGGUUGAUGGUGGUUGAAAUUGAUUUCUGGCUGGUUACUAAGGUGCCUGCUAGCCAUUGUAUAAAAUUAAAACAUGAAGAAUAUUUUUUUUUGAGCAUGGCUAGUGGAUUUAAAACAACACAUACCUGUCACUGCUGGAGUCAAACUUAUAAAAAGCCUUAAGCGGAAAGUGUUCCAGACGGAGACUCUGAGUUAAUAGAGGAGUAGAAGCUGGUGUUAAAGUUCCCACGAUGCCCCUGGCUUUGCCAGAACCUCUGUUUAACGUUCAGCCUUUCACCUCUUCACUUAUCCUUAGUCCCCGUAGCCAGGACACCUGAUGGUCACGUGUGCCUUGGUCACAGGAGGCUGCUGAGGUUGGCCACAUGGCUGGGCUGGGUGGUGGCCUUGCUCUCCUACAGAGCUGGAAAUGCAGGGGGAGGGGGGACAGAUUCUUACGGAAAUUUUUUACCUGACUUGCUAUGAAAAAACUCAUCAUACAAGAGGAGAAACAGUAACCUCACUUUGAAAAGUUUGCUCCACUCAAGACUAGUCCACGAAUGAGACCCGUCUUUUCUACACAGGAUCCGUGAUUAUGAGAAGCAGCCAGAGCGCACCCUGACUCCCCAGCUCUGGUUUGCCAUUUGCCAAGUGCUGGGAUCUGGCAACUGAUCAGAUAAGGCUAAUGGCAGCACAGCAACUGUGGCGGGGUCUGCAAACUGGCCUCUGCAGCUAGAUUUCUAUAUUGGGAGUUUUUAAAAAAGACAUUGUUUCAUAGCCAACAGGAAUCAGAAGUGCUAGGGAGCAACUGGGGAAGCUGCUGCCCACAGAUGCUGCCCUUUCCAGCUGCAGCCCGCUCAGCCCGCUCACCCCACUAGGGGCCAAGAGGAGGAUGCCGUGGCCUCCGCGCUCGUUUCUAUGCAGCCUCGUAGUCCAAGGACAACCAGUCCACGCAACCACAUAGCAAGUUUGGCAAGGGAAGGCAGCAUACUUCACAGGGACAGUGGGUUUGGAUCUGUCUAGAACAGGGGUUUGUGGCCAUGGCCCAGCUCUAAGAGUGACAUUUGUUCUGGUGGGUGGGGGUGGGAGGGCGUAUUUUUCAGCCUGUGCUGCCUCAUGUGGAUGGGGAGGAGUUCAGUAGCUGCAGUAGCUCAGGCCAGGUGGGGAAGGGUGGAGGUGGGCCUGGUUGCCCAUGUUGAGAAAUCUUUACCAAUUAGGUGGGGGUGGGGGCUGGGGUAGACAGGAUCAGGAUUCCAUUGAAAGCCCGAGCAGGAGCAGUCCCAGCCGCCCCAUCUGAUCCAGGUGUGUUAGGGGAGGAGGCUCCUGCAGAGGCAGCAUGGAUCUACCCACACCGAGGCCACUGGAAUAGUUAAACCCAGCAACUUUCCUUUUUAUAAAACAAACAGUUCAACUCUGUCUGCAAAUUAACAGCUGAACACCUGCAACUAUAAAUGUUUUUUGAUCCAAAAUACUGAAAUAGGAAAUCAUGCUCUUCCCAACCUUCUUUUCCCACCCUACUUUCCAAUCUCCACCAGAGUGGAAUCCGCUGCAAAAUCUCCAGCCUUAAUUCUUGCUUCAGGACCCAGACCCGUGUCUUGCUCUAGGGCAGCCCAGGGCAGAGGGGCCAGGUCUGCCCAGCGUUUACCACUGUGGUCAAGCCUCAGCCCUCUGGCCACUACAUGGCUAUCCUCAGUAAGGUGGCCUAGGCUCUCCCGCCAAGCUCUGAUCCUGAAGAGACACACGCCCUUCCUCUCCCUCCUCAGGCCCCACUGGCUGCUGCUUGGAGGCAGCAAUGGGAAAAAGGAGCUCUGGGAGCCAGCCACACACAGGGAUGGAAGAAGCCACGUGCACUUCCUGCCAGCAGAGUGGGGGCGGGGUGGGGAGGGCUGUCCCCCACAGUAUCUGUUCUGUGAAGUUUGUCAAAUGUAAGGAAAGCUUAAAUUCUUGUAUCUUUAAAAGAGAAAAUCUUAUUUAACCCCUUUGUGUUCUAGAUUUACUUACACACAUAGCCUAGAGCUCAGUUUUAGUUUUAACAUUGUGAAAAUAUUAAAAGAAUCUUGUAACUUUAUUCUUUUUUUCUCCUGCUGAAAAAAAUUAAACCAAUCAUAUGAAA